This is a messenger RNA of Pyrenophora tritici-repentis Pt-1C-BFP, 864 nucleotides long. Its product is annotated as MscS-porin multi-domain protein. Gene Ontology annotation, biological process: attachment of mitotic spindle microtubules to kinetochore; protein localization to kinetochore. The record is from RefSeq and is a predicted model, not a curated record. Gene Ontology annotation, cellular component: kinetochore. NCBI's taxonomy places the organism in Eukaryota, Fungi, Ascomycota, Dothideomycetes, Pleosporales, Pleosporaceae.
AUGGCACCCAAACGCAAGUCUGCGACGCCCACACCAGCGUCGGCACUGGAACAAUUACAGCAGUCGCAAUCCUUGAAGCUUUUGGCUAUUGCAGAAACAUUGUCACCAAAAGACGUUCCACAGGCUGCGAAGAAGCGCAACUCGGCAGCAUCCGAGGACAGCGAGCAGAAUGGAGAUACUCACCCCGCAGCUCUUGAAGCCGAUCUGCUACAUUACAAGGAACUGUUCAGCAAGCUCCGCUUUAGCUACGUCGAACAAGUCACAAAAGAAAAGUUCCUGCGAAGCAUCACGGAAAACCCACCCCGCCUAGUCGAUGCGUCGGAGAACGACGAGAAGGAGAAGGAGAUAUUGGGGUUGAAGGCAGACCUCAAGGAACGCAAAUUGGAGGUGGCCGAAAUACUGAAGCAGCUGGAAGACAAGGGAAAAGAGCUCGCGAAACGCUACGAGGGUCUACAACUACGCACCCAACAACUUGAGUCGCUUCCGACCGAGAUCGCGGGCCUAGAAGCGAGCAUAGAGCAGCUCAAGAAAGAGCAAACGCCCGUGUCCAAGAAAGCCGAGCUUGCACUUCCGCUUCCUGAAACCCAGCGAGUGCUCAGCGAGCGGGAGGCCGAGCUUGCAGCCCUGAAUGCGCAAAUAGCAAGUCUCCAAGCGGCCGUGCCAAAUCGCAGCAGAGACUUGGAGAAGCUGGAGCGCGAAUUGAGGCCACUGGAGACGCAAAAACAAGCGACAGUGGCAGCAGCUAAAGAGGCGCAGAGGAGAAAGGAGGAGGGUGGUGGUAUCGGCGAUGAAUUGGAGGAAAGAGGCAGGUGGCUGAGAGCAUCCGAGAAGGCGCUAAGGGACAUGCUGGACGUAGAGGGGUGA